Hyaena hyaena (striped hyena) is the source of this 8739-nucleotide messenger RNA. It is a transcript of the gene AMOTL1, whose product is annotated as angiomotin like 1. Bases 238 to 3102 code for a protein of 954 amino acids. The transcript is spliced from 13 exons. NCBI's taxonomy places the organism in Eukaryota, Metazoa, Chordata, Mammalia, Carnivora, Hyaenidae. The record is from RefSeq and is a predicted model, not a curated record. Gene Ontology annotation, cellular component: plasma membrane; bicellular tight junction; cytoplasmic vesicle. Gene Ontology annotation, biological process: regulation of cell migration; angiogenesis; establishment of cell polarity involved in ameboidal cell migration.
GGGGAGCCGGGAGCGGGGAGCGCGGGCGGCGGCCGAGCGCGCGGGACGCUCUAGGACCCAGCAGCGGCGGGCGGUCGGCUUCGGGGCUGGAGGCGAAGCCCUGGCGUUCCUCUCCUUCCUGUGUGAAUGGGGCUGACUGUCGGGCGCCGCUGCCCCGCGCUGCCCCGCGCCAUGCCCUGCACGCUGCCCGGCGGCCUCCUUCCCCAGCCGCGCCACUGAGCUAGCCAUGGUCGCCUCAUGUGGAGGGCAAAGUUGCGCCGGGGAACUUGUGAGGCAGCCGUGAAAGGACCCUCUCCUGUCUGUUACAGCCCUGGUAGUUCCACCCCGAUUCUAGAAGACCCCAACUACUUUUUCCCAGACUUCCAGCUCUAUUCUGGGAGGCGCGAAGCAUCUGCUUUGACGGUGGAGGCAAACGGUGGCAUCAGGGAAAAAGUUGUUGAGGAUCCUCUGUGUAACUUCCACUCCCCAAACUUCCUGAGGAUCUCAGAGGUGGAAAUGAGAGGUUCCGAGGAUGCGGCAGCUGGAACAGUAUUGCAGCGGCUGAUCCAGGAACAACUGCGGUAUGGUACCCCGACCGAGAACAUGAACUUGCUGGCCAUUCAGCACCAGGCCACAGGGAGUGCAGGACCAGCCCACCCUACAAACAACUUUUCUUCCACGGAAAACCUCACCCAAGAAGACCCACAAAUGGUCUACCAGUCAGCACGCCAGGAACCGCAGGGUCAAGAACACCAGGUGGACAACGCGGUGAUGGAGAAACAGGUGCGGUCCACGCAGCCUCAGCAGAACAAUGAGGAGCUGCCCACUUACGAGGAGGCCAAGGCCCAGUCCCAGUUCUUCAGAGGGCAGCAGCAGCAGCAGCAGCAGCAACAGCAGCAGGGGGCUGUCGGCCAUGGGUACUACAUGGCUGGGGGCACCAGUCAGAAGGCCCGGACUGAGGGGAGACCCACGGUGAACCGCGCCAACAGUGGACAGGCACAUAAGGACGAGGCGCUCAAAGAGCUUAAGCAGGGCCACGUCCGCUCGCUCAGUGAGAGAAUCAUGCAGCUAUCCCUGGAGAGGACGGGAGCUAAGCAGCACCUCCCUGGCUCAGGGAGCGGAAAAGGGUUCAAGGCAGGUGGGGGCCCCUCCUCCGCCCAGCCCGCAGGCAAAGCACUGGACCCCCGGGGUCCUCCACCCGAGUACCCCUAUAAGACCAAGCAGAUGAUGUCCCCGGUGAGCAAGACCCAGGAGCAUGGACUUUUCUACAGUGACCAGCACCCAGGGAUGCUCCAUGAGAUGGUCAAGCCAUACCCUGCUCCUCAGCCCGCGAGAACAGAGGUGGCCGUGCUGAGGUACCAGCCGCCCCCGGAGUAUGGGGUUACAAGCCGCCCCUGCCAGCUCCCUUUCCCGUCGACAGUGCAGCCGCACAGCCCUAUGUCCUCCCAGAACCCGUCCGCCGGCGGGCCGCUGCACUCCGUGUCCGUGCCGCUCGCGCUUCCCAUGACCCUGGCGGCCCCGCAGCCCCCGCCCGCCGCCUCCCCCAGCCAGCAGCUCGGGCCCGACGCGUUCGCCAUCGUGGAGCGAGCCCAGCAGAUGGUGGAGAUCCUGACUGAGGAGAACCGCGUGCUGCACCAGGAGCUUCAGGGUUACUACGACAAUGCCGACAAGCUCCAUAAGUUUGAAAAAGAACUUCAGAGGAUUUCAGAAGCCUAUGAGAGCCUGGUCAAGUCCACUACCAAGCGAGAAUCGCUGGACAAGGCGAUGAGAAACAAACUGGAAGGCGAGAUCCGAAGACUUCACGAUUUCAACAGAGACCUGCGAGAUCGGCUGGAGACCGCCAACAGGCAGCUGUCCAGCAGGGACUACGACGGGCACGAAGACAGAGCCGCGGAGGGGCUUUAUGCUUCCCAGAACAAAGAAUUCUUGAAGGAGAAGGAGAAGUUGGAAAUGGAGUUAGCAGCAGUGCGAACCGCCAGCGAAGACCACCGGAGACACAUCGAGAUCCUGGACCAGGCUCUGAGCAACGCCCAGGCCAGGGUCAUCAAGCUGGAGGAGGAGCUACGUGAGAAGCAAGCCUAUGUGGAGAAGGUUGAGAAGCUCCAGCAGGCCCUGAGCCAGCUGCAGUCUGCGUGUGAGAAGCGAGAACAGAUGGAGCGGAGACUGCGGACCUGGCUGGAGAGAGAGCUCGAUGCGCUGAGGACCCAGCAGAAACAUGGAAACGGGCAGCCAGCCAGUGUGCCGGAGUAUAACGCCCCAGCCCUCUUGGAACUUGUGAGGGAGAAGGAGGAGCGGAUCCUGGCCCUCGAGGCCGACAUGACCAAGUGGGAGCAGAAGUACCUGGAGGAGAGCACCAUCCGCCACUUCGCCAUGAAUGCCGCAGCCACUGCGGCAGCCGAGAGGGACACCACGAUCAUCAACCACUCGAGGAACGGCAGCUACGGCGAGAGCUCACUAGAAGCGCACAUUUGGCAAGAGGAGGAGGAGGUGGCGCAGGCCACCAGGAGGUGUCAGGACAUGGAGUACACUAUUAAAAAUCUCCAUGCCAAAAUCAUAGAGAAGGAUGCCAUGAUUAAGGUCCUUCAGCAGCGAUCCAGAAAGGAUGCCGGGAAGACAGACUCCUCGAGCCUGCGUCCUGCCCGCUCCGUCCCAUCCAUUGCUGCGGCCACCGGGACCCACUCCCGCCAGACCUCCCUCACCAGCGGCCAGUUAGCUGAGGAGAAGAAGGAGGAGAAGACCUGGAAGGGGAGCAUAGGGUUGCUGCUGGGGAAGGAGCACCCCGAGCACGCCUCCACGGCCCCCGCUGCGGCGCUGUCCCCCGCUGCCUCUGCUGCCUCGGCCAGCAGUGCCCACGCGAAGACAGGCAGCAAGGACAGCAGCACCCAGACGGACAAGAGCACCGAGCUCCUCUGGCCCAGCAUGGCCUCCCUGCCCAACCGCGGCAGGCUGAGCGCCACCCCUUCCAACAGCCCGGUCCUGAAGCACCCGGUGGCCAAAGGACCUGCAGAGAAACCGGAGACCCUUCCUGGCCACGGGAAAUCCCCUGACCACAAAGGCCGCGUCAGCAGCCUGCUCCACAAGCCUGAGUUCCCUGACGGAGAGAUGAUGGAAGUUCUCAUUUAACACCAGGCAUCUCUGCUGAAUUCUGUAGUGGGACCUUGACAGAUGAAGAACGUGGCUGAAAAGGAGGAGAGCGAGAAAGCUGUGGAUGGGAAAUCAGGAAUGAUUUGAACUGAUAAAGAUUUUUAAAUUUAGUAAGAACACUUUUUAUAAAUAUUAAAAAAAUAUUCAGAAGACCUACAUGAAGACAGUGCUAUGGAUUUGUAUUGCAUAUGGUGGAAAGUCUAUGGAUUUGUAUUGCAUAUGGUGGAAGAGAGAAGACGCAUGUAGGUCUGGAAACAAGGAAGUCACAGGAAGUGGGAUUUUCAUUGUAUAGAAAAUGUAUCUCUGGGGGAGGGUCUGUGUAUACCUGCUCUUUGGUUAUAAACAUAUAAACCUGAACGUGGAUCUUCCUUGAAAUAGCCCCAUUCUCCUUGCCUCUUAGCAUGUUUUUUUUUUUUUUUUAAAGAAGAACCUCUUAGAAGUCUCAGAGAGCCCAUCUCGGCAUAAUGUAAUGUCACCUGUGCCAUUCGGGGUGUCCUAUGAAUGUCUGUGGGUGUGGCAGUGAGAAGAUGUGUCCUGGGGUGAUGGGAGCUUAGAAGGCGGUUCUCUCCUAACUCUCUGCUUGGGUUGGGUUUUCAGGAGACUGUGCGGCUUCUCAGCUUUUCUGGAUUCUGCAGAAAAAAUACAAAAUAGGAUGGGAGUAUUAUGAUUUUGGUGCUCAAACUCCCUAACCGUGCUGAGUUCCUCUUCCUCUGCUUCAUUCUCUUUCAUUAUACUCUUCUUUUCCUUCACUUUUCUCCCCCUUGUUGAUAAGACAUGGCAGAAUUCCUUAGGCCUGGGAUUUAUUAGAGCAGAGUCUGAUCUCUGGUUAAUAGUGACCAGUGGGACAAGGCCAUAUUCUGGCUCCUUCCUCCACCGUGCAGUCUUUGGGCUGCAGCUGUUACUCAUUGUGACCGUGAACUAGGUAAGUUUUGAUGAGGCGGACAUUUCCAUGGUCCCUGUGACAUCGUGCGUUCAGCGCUAGGCCCUGGCUUUUCGCUCUCACAUCAGCUGCCUUGCAUAGAGCUUGCUGUUUGCACCCUAUUGCCUUGUUGGGCUGAGACUUUUCAAGACUCAGGACUGCCCUCCAGAAAAGCAGGACUCUUGACGUGGUGGCAUCCACAGUCUCAACAGGCAGCUUGUACCACUUUCUAGAAUUUGUGGCUCAUGAACAUACUCCCCACUGUCCCCACCGUCUCUCACUCUUCUGGUCACUGUUGACGAGCGCGUAGAUUGCCGUGUUAACACAUCAGUUUUUCUCUGUCAUGAACUUGCUUUGUAACCAAACAGGCCAGUAUAUACACAGUGCGAUCACGUUUUUCGAGGUUUCCAUCUGGGGCAAGUUGAGCAAAGUAAGACAGAAGCACCAUGUUGAAGAGCCGGGAGCGGGUGAGGUAGCGCGCCGUCCCCUGUGUAUGGUGGCAUGUCUGACACAUCUAAGCGGUGCUGCCCAGGAAAGAGGAGAAACUGAUCAGGCUGUCUGAUGCUCCUGCGGGGCCCUGAGACUUUUCUGCCUCCAGGCCAGCUGGAUCCUUGUUACCCGACUUCCUUCCCCUCGUGCUUACUUGAGGGAAGGAAGAAAAAGAGCAUGGAUCCGAGACCUUCUCAAGUCCCACCUGAAUGGAGCCCUGAAGACCACAGUCCACAGGGAAUUUUGCUUGGGUGGGUUAUUUUAGAGUUGGUCUUUCAAGUGCAAGGUGGGUGGUGCUGUAGCCUCCCCAGAUUGAAGCGGAGGAAGGAGGAUCCGGGUGUGGACUGGAGAAAGGGAGGAAGGAAAUCUGUGGCCUUGGCCCGAUGGAGCAUAGUUAGUGUGACAUUGCAGGACCUGAUUCUUCCCAGGGCUCUGCUCUGUGCUGGGCGCCGGGCUUUGUGCUUCAUGCUGCUUGCCUCCUCGAGUCUCAUCCGCCCCGGGAAGCCAGAGCCAUUCUGGGGACCGUGCAGCCUGCCUAGUGCCCUGGGCUUGUGCGAGUGUGGAUGCGGGCAGGGGUGGGGCACAGGAGGGGUUGUCCCAGUUUCUGCUCCCAUCACUUUUUACAGGUGGUGAGGCUGCCGUAAUGGCAGGUGUUUCUCUUAAGGAUAUUUCGAGCCCUGAUGAAUGUUGGGAAUGGACCAGGCAUGAGAGAGUCUAGAGAUAGGAGGGAAAGUCUUCUCUGCCAGCCUCCACCGGGCCACCCCCAAGCCGGGUUAUCUCCCCUGGACAUGGGUAAAAGCGAGAGCCACGGCGCUAUUUCCCCCAAGCCUCAUCAGCAUCUGCAGGCACCAGGCUCUCCUGUCCAGAUCCAGUGUGGUAGUUGUCGUAAUGCAAACCAAAAAAACAUCCCCGAUUCUGUUGGGUAUGCUGUGGUCUCUAUCAGUCUUACCUCUUCCAGUUCACUAAGACUCUUCCAUAAGAAAAGGGUCUCUAGCUUUCAGAUGUGCUUUUUUUUUUUUUCUUUUCUGGGACAUUUCCUGCCCCACAGGGACCCCCUGACGCUGGCUUGACAUGUGUGCAGCUUUCUCAAAGGCUUGCUUGCACAUAAGAGAAAGGGAUUGCAAAUACCGAGCCCCUGUUCUGCAUUCUGGGCGGUUUCCAAUCCUUUAUCUCUUUUGAUUUUCAGAGAAAUAAUGCCAGUUCUGGUUUUUAGUGCUGAGUAUAUGCAGGCAGGGUGGUAAGUACCUUUUAACGAGUACCUGAGCCACCCAGAGAGCCAAGGCUAGUUUGUUCUUAUUUCACAGAGGAGGAAACUGGGGCUCAGGGAGGUUCAGUCCCUCCCCAAAGCCUCAGAGCAGUGGCAUCUGAACCAAGGGUCUGAGAGAGGAGCUGUGCUGCCAGUACAGGCUGGACUGGGUGGUGGCUAUCUCUCAUGCCGCGUCUUGGCCCACUCUCCUCCUGUCUAUGAUGUGCUCUCUUGUGCGCACACAGACACGUACGCGUGUGUGCGCGCGUGCACACACACACACACACACAGACACACACAGCUGCCACACCCCUUGGGAGCUAAGAAAUAGGACUACAAGCCCAGAACUCCUAGAAUUGCCCCUAAACACGAGGUACAGAUGAAAGUCUUCAUGUUCUAUCCUGUGCAAGGUGACAAAAUCCAUCUAAAAACACUUGCAUGCUGUCCAGAGGCCUGGACUUCCCAGUAGUGUCUGAUUAUGGCACUCAUGAGGGGCGGGGGAAGGGUAAAGGCUUUGGCUUUGUGUGAAGACAUCCCAGAGUAAUUCUGCUUCCUCCCGGAAUGAGUUGUCUAGCAAUUUCUGCGUGCUGACCAGGGUACCAUAGGGAAUAGAUGUUGUUGGAUUCCAGCAACUAAUUUCAGAACAAGUGCAUUAGCUUGUUCUUCUCGCGGUUUUUCUUCUGCCUCCCAGAGGCUGGUUAGCACUGACUGUUGAGUUUGGCCCAUUCCAGGCAGACGUGCAGGACAAGACGCCGCGUCCCUCUCAGGGCUUUGGUUGGAGGGCAGAAAGCAGUGGGGCUGUUCUCUCUUCAGUCCUGCAUCUUGGGAACGCAUCGUGCACUUGACUGCACAGGGCUCAGGUCGGAUAUCGAGAUAGUUGCUCCUUAUGAAUUCUGAUCUUGAAGCAGAGACUUCGGUGGUCUUUUCAGGGAUGGCUGCUGCAGAGAAGCUGACCAUCACUCCUGUUCCCCCCUGGGAUUGCCCUCAGCCACCUGUGUCCUCCCAAUGCUGAGUGCUAAUGGGAAGCCAGACCCCCACCCUUGCCACCUUCCGAGUCAGAGACUGCUGUGAGCACAGAUGUCACGUGAGGUUGAGUUCUCAGGAGGCAGUGAAGAAUAGAUCAGGCUUUUAAAAGGUUUCGAGGCAGGGAGCUCAUGCGUGACUGCACGGAGCUCCGCUGAGCCUAAAAAGGCUGCUUUCCAAAACCAAAGUCUUGCUCCAGUCUGCACUUGGAGUCGGGGGAGCAUGCUUCUGUGGGCUGCUGCAAAUGAAUUUGCACUCCUGAGCAAAGGAGUUCCAUGGCCGUGGUAAGUGGGAACCUGCAGAUAUUCUUAAAUGGGAAAGCCAUCGCACAGCCGGAGAGCGUCCAACCCAUCGUUGGCUUCUUCAGCAUCCCCAAGCUGGAGGCAACCAUGAUAGAUGCUUUACAAAUAUUGCUUUUCUUUUCUUCUUUCUCACUAAUUAAUUGAUGUGCUUAAAAUGUCUUUAUUCGAUGUGAGGUUUGUUUAAUCAGCUUGCCUCUGCUGCUUGGCUCCGUAGGAGAUGGGUGGAGUCAUUAAGAAGCUUCCAGAAGCUGACCAACUGGGAGCAUAUAAAGGUCAGCAUUUCAGUAAAUGGAUUUCUUCUGGAACUAGUGAGCAGUUUUCCCUCUUCCUUUUAAGUAGUAUAUCCUUUUCUUGUUUAGUAAUUUAAUGAUAUAUGAAGACCCGUGUAUAUGUCAGUACAUACAUAUAAGGUAUGACUACAAGGUUGUGUGUUGGGUUUCCUUUCUUAAUAUCUGGAAGAUCCAAGUGUUUCAUCUCACCCCUUCCUCAAACGGUGACCCUUUGGGGGACUGUACUGAUCGCUGCCCCAUUGCUCAAGUGGAAACAGCGAACACGUCUGUUAGAAAGGCCUUUGGGGCCUGCCACUGUUCUUUAGUUAUCCCUACAGAGGAGAAAUUGUCAUCCUUUGAGGAUGGAUUUAAGUGUGGAAAUAAUUCCAGCUGAAUAAAUAAAGAUGGGUGAUUAAGGUCACACCAUUUAAGAAAGAAAAUCCCCCAGAAUGCUCCUUGGAAUGAGUCUUUGGACUCCUAGUGCCUCUCCAAGUGGCCCCUUCCAGGGAGGAUGGUGUCAUCAGUACAUGUCAUUUCGGGUGGGUUCACUUUUAAAUAUCUUUUCUCUUGCCAUGCCUUGUAUGUGUUCACAUCUCUGCAUACACACAGACAGAAGUGCAUAUUCAUUCGUAUAGACGACCAGGAGGUGCCCUGUAAAGCCCUGUUAUACUUAAGUGCAUGUUUUUGUCGUGUUAAGCAAUGACUGGGGUGUUGCUUUGUCAUAAAACUUUGCUUCUUCACGGGAUUAAAACCCUCUCAAUAUAAGGAAGUACAUACACAGCAUUUUCUUGUAGCAGCUCCCAAACUGUUGAUGCCCAGUGGUGUGUGUACAUGUGAUUUUUGCCUCAGAUUCUGUUUGCAUUUAGACACCUGCCAGUAUUUAUUACUAACCAGAAAGAACGUAAGCACAUUUAUCCACAGUGGUUUUCUUUCAAUUAAGGUGUUUUCCCCUUUUGUGGACGGACAGUGGAGCCCCCUCCUCAACGGGGCACUGGCAGAAUCUGUGUGAAAUUCUGUGAAAUGAGGGCAGGCGCAUGCACUUGGAUGGCCCUAGGGCCACCACCCUCUCCACCCACCAUAUAUGUCAUUGCAGUGCUUGGUGGCAGCGUGCUGCGUUCCCUCCAGCCGACUCUGGUGUGACAUCUUGACAUCUUUGUCUCACUGGUCUAUAUUGAAGAGGGGGUGGUAUGCAGAGCUGCCCAGCUGGGGGCGGGGGCUCUGUGUACGGGGCUGGGGGGGCGGUGUCAGAACGCAGUGUGUCCCCCACAGCCAAUGUUGAUACUGUUGGUCAGCCAAAGAUUUCCUCUUCUUUGCUGCUUAAACUUGUGCCUUAAUAUUGUAUAUAAUAAAGGGAUAAAAUGGCUCUUC